CCCAUUAACAAUUAUUGGCAUCAUAUAAAUUCACCUCUAAAUACUAAACCCUAAUUUUACAUACCCUAGGUCGUCAGAUUCAUCGGAACAGGUAAUGGCUCCAAAACAGCCGAAUACUGGCCUUUUUGUUGGUCUUAACAAGGGCCACAUUGUCACCAAGAAGGAGUUGGCCCCAAGGCCCUCUGAUCGUAAAGGAAAAUCAAGUAAAAGAGUCCUCUUUGUCCGGAGUUUGAUCCGGGAAGUUGCUGGUUUUGCCCCAUAUGAGAAGAGAAUCACUGAGCUUCUAAAAGUUGGAAAGGACAAGCGUGCUCUGAAGGUAGCCAAAAGAAAGCUUGGAACCCACAAGCGAGCGAAGAAGAAGCGUGAGGAAAUGUCCAGUGUUCUAAGAAAGAUGAGGGCUGGUGGAGGUGCUGAGAAGAAAAAGUGAGAUCCACACUUGCUCAUUCAUUCAACGUCUUGCACUGUGGCUGCUCAUUUUUGUUUGUUUUAGGUUUCAAUUUGUUGGAGACCGAGACCGAGCUCAAGCUGAUAAUCAAUUUCAGUUUUGUUAUCUUUGAACUUGUUUUACUAACACCCAAUUUUGUUAUAGCCCCGUUUGUUUCAAUGAUGCAUUGUGGUUUGAUGAAUUAA
Cucumis melo (muskmelon) is the source of this 630-nucleotide messenger RNA. Its product is annotated as 60S ribosomal protein L36-2-like. Bases 95 to 427 code for a protein of 110 amino acids. The record is from RefSeq and is a predicted model, not a curated record. Gene Ontology annotation, molecular function: structural constituent of ribosome. The transcript has 4 exons. Gene Ontology annotation, biological process: cytoplasmic translation. NCBI's taxonomy places the organism in Eukaryota, Viridiplantae, Streptophyta, Magnoliopsida, Cucurbitales, Cucurbitaceae. Gene Ontology annotation, cellular component: ribosome; cytosolic large ribosomal subunit.